UCUUUCAUCCACAAAUUUAAGGCCCCAUAUCAACAUGGCCAACAAGCAUCGGCACAUGGAUUUGCCUCCGGUGGUUAAUGACAAAUACUUCAGCUGCAACUCAACGCCUUUCUAUAGCAUUUUAUAUAAAUAACCUCCCUUCUAUGAAAUUUUUUCAUCAUCAACUACAAGCAUUAUCUGUUCAGCCAUCAAAUUGUUCUAAAUUUCUAGUUUACUUUCUUGUUUCCAAUCUUUCAAGUGAAAAAAAGAAAGAAAGAAAGACAAUGCUCAGCGCUAGGAAACUCAUCAAGAUGGCCAGGAGUUGGCAGAAGUUCGCAGCCAAGCAGAGGAGGAGGAUUUCACUUCCGAGAAAUGUUAGUGAUGCAGAUAGUUGCAGCGUAUCUUCCUCUGUCGUUGAAAAAGGUCAUUUUGUUGUCUAUACAAUUGAUCAAAGGCGCUUCGUGAUUCCCUUGACUUAUCUUGAAAAUGAGGCCAUUAGGCAACUCUUAAACAUGUCUGAAGAAGAGUUUGGGCUUCCAAGUAGUGGUCGUAUUACAUUACCGUGUGAUUCAGCCUUCAUGAACAACAUCGUUUCACUAAUCAACAAAGGCGUAGCUACAGAUUUUCACAAUGCAGUGCUUCUAUCAAUUCCUUCAUGUUGCUGUUCAACUUCUCUUUUGCACCAAGAAAGUGGAACUCAUCAAAUUCUAGUUUAUUGAGUCGACAACAUUCUUUUUGUACAUGCUAACUCAAAAAUAGUUUUUAGAGAGAGCAGAGAUUGAAAAGUACACAAUGUAAAGCGCAUCACACAGAUCGAAUAUUAUUUUUAUCAGAAAAUUUACCAUAUUGAUCAGGGCUUUCACUUUCAAUUUGGUUAUGAGAAGUCCGAACAAUCUAAUCUUUGAUUGGUACCUUUUAUUUAUA
Messenger RNA from Solanum dulcamara, 903 nucleotides. RefSeq names its product auxin-responsive protein SAUR67-like. The transcript has a single exon. Gene Ontology annotation, biological process: response to auxin. NCBI's taxonomy places the organism in Eukaryota, Viridiplantae, Streptophyta, Magnoliopsida, Solanales, Solanaceae. The coding region runs from base 78 to 698 and encodes 206 amino acids. The record is from RefSeq and is a predicted model, not a curated record.